This is a messenger RNA of Cylas formicarius (sweet potato weevil), 3114 nucleotides long. Its product is annotated as beta-1,4-galactosyltransferase galt-1. NCBI's taxonomy places the organism in Eukaryota, Metazoa, Arthropoda, Insecta, Coleoptera, Brentidae. The coding region runs from base 152 to 1825 and encodes 557 amino acids. The record is from RefSeq and is a predicted model, not a curated record. The transcript has 9 exons.
GUGCACUCGUUGUUUAACGUUUAAAAAUGUUGACGGAAGCCGAUCAGCUGUUUUGGGGGUGUUUAAUAUUGCCCCCGGCGACUUGCAAAACGCUAUCUAAAGUCGGGAUUAUUAAAUGGCGUUUAAAGUGAUCUCUUUGAGAUAACGAAAAAUGGGUUCAAGCAGCGGUGGGAAAAAGAAGUUCGUUAACUUUAGGAACAGGCAGAGGGCGAAUUUGAGUUUUUUUAUCGUCGUUAUGUUUUUCGGAGUGUUUGGAAUUAUCGUCUUUACGGAAAUAUUUUUCAUUGACGAACGAGAUAGGGCGUCGGGCGUUAUAGUCAGACACGGAGCCAUUUCUUAUCACGGAAAAACGCCACAGAAAAUCGACUACGAGGAGGGAUUUCAGAACGAUGACUACAUUUCCGUUCGCGCCGGUCAGGCGAUGAUGAACGAUGGCGGGUUCGGUGCAUUUCUCGUCGGGGGAAGACGUUCCGGCCAUUUUCCCAAUCUCGAGAAUGCCCAACCGGCAUUCUCCAAGCUGAUUUCAGACAUGCAAUUACCGUCGUACCCAGACAACUCCACGAUGUCGGAAGGUUCGUGGCAAACUGUUAACGGAACCCGCUACAAAUUUUUCGUGUUUUCGGCCUACUAUGACCCCAGGAGGACGCAAAGGUUCAUCCGCGUAAUAGGAGCCACAAAAACAAGAGGUCCUGAGGGCGUCUGGUGUAGGUACAGGUACAAGGCCGAAGGAAAUGCUACAGCAAAUUUCUCCAAGAUCGUACCGGCUAAGAUAAAAGUGAUCAGAGAAAACUGGAAUCUUAUGUACAGUGCGUGUUUCAUCAUGUGUCCUCUGCAAAACCUCAGUGUACCGUUAAGCGUCAGCAUCGUUGCCAGACUAAAGGACCCCCCAUCUAACAUGAUUACCGUCAUAAACAAUUACAACGAGACGUGGAAAUCUGUGGGCCUCGACAAGCGUAAUUGGAAAUUUGCGGUUUGCGUCAAGCCGUUGCAUUUUAAUUACAACAAGGACAUUCAACUGCUGGAGUUUAUAGAACUGAACCUACUGAUGGGAAUAGAACAUUUCAUACUGUACAAUCAUACCGUUGGUCCCCAAGUAGAUUGCCUACUCAGGGAUUACAUCGCGCGUGGAGUUGUGACAGUUUUGCCGUGGAAUUUAAAGAUCGAGUCCCAGAAGGAAAUACGCACGGAAGGCCUGUUCGCAGCCCUUAACGACUGCCUUUAUAGGACGAUGUACAAGUUCACGCACGCGCUUUUGAUAGAUUUCGACGAAUAUGUCAUUCCUAAACACAACGACACCCUACCGCAACUAAUCGAUUACCUGGGUCAUCGACUUAAUACCGCAUCGACCGGCUCUUUUUCAUUCCAAAACGCAUUUUUCUACCUGCAGUGGAGCGACGACGACGACGUGUACGAUUUCACCGACCCCAUUUCGCCCAAUCUGGUGACACUGAAGAAGACCCGCAGGAAAACGAAACUUCACCCACACAAGCAACGUUCCAAAUAUAUAUGCCGCCCGGAACUGACCGUGGAAGCGGGCAAUCAUUUUAUUUGGGAAUUUAUACCGGGGCAUGGUACACUGAACGUACCAGCAGACGCGGCCAUACUGCACCAUUAUCGGAUUUGCGAGUUUGGUGGCGACGACUGCAUCAAAACUCAAUCGACAUUAGAUAAGACUGCAUAUCGAUAUCGAGAACGUUUAACCGGUACUGUGAGAGAACGUUACGAUGCGUUGAAAACGAAAUGCGUUCUGCCGCAGCCCCAGGCACCCCAAGCGAGGGUCUUCCACAAAAUACUAAACAUGUUGAAAGGCCAAAAGAGGAGAUAAUAAGCUUGAAUUUGACAAGAGAGUUAUUACAGAGGGUUUCGUGAUAUGACGUGACUGUAAGUUUUUGCCAUGAAACUACCAUGUUUCAAAUUGUACUAGGUAGAGUAGUACCUCAUAAGAUUAGUUUUAGGGAUUAGGCUCAAUGUGCAGUUUAUUAUAUUGUUUUUUCGUAUUUCCAAAAAAAUAUGUUAGUACAUAAUUUUGAACGUGCUCGGUAUCUACUUUGUGUAAGAUAUAGUCAAUAAUUAAAAGUUAAAGAAUAUAUUUUUUCUAAUUCUGUGCUUAACAUGCGUUUUGUGUUCGAUUGGAAAAAACAAAUGGACACAGGUCUUAAAAAAUUUAAAACCACAUAAUUUUUUAUUUUGAGAAGACAUUGAUGCUUAAUUUUUAGGAAAUUUUAUGAAGACUCAUGAGGCUGUGAUCAACAGAAACAAAGUGGGUUGGCUGGCUAACGAAACCCUAAUAUUGAAGUGUGGUUAUGUCAACAGUAUUAGAAAAGAAUUGUAUAUUUUUGUAAAUAUGUGGUAAACAUCAUAUAGAUCUGUAAGUUCAAGAAUAUUUUUACCAGAGGGGAAAUUAGUUGAACUUGUGUCACGUAAGACCAGGUUUGUUGUCCUAUUGAGUUCAAGUAGGAAUUGCCAAAUCGUCGUUAACAUAUUAAACAGCAUAUUGCAUAAACUGUUAACUCCAAAAAAGUUGAUAAGUAAUAAUAAAUCUUGUCGUUUUUUAUGAGACAGAAACUCAAAGAAUUGAUCUUAAAUUAGAAUAUAGAGAUUAUACAGUAUCUCAGAAAGCUUCUUAUCUAUUUUUAAAAAUAUUUUUUUAAGAUAUUUCGAAAAAAAAAUGUUACUUCUGAACUUGUGCUCCAGAUAUAUAAGUAGCAAUAACAAUAGUUCGUGAAUCGUUAGCGAAACCAUUAUUAUCGAGUGGAUCAUAUCAUCUGAUUUAAAAGCUUUUCAAUAGUUAAUGAGAUAAUUGCUUUUACGUUAAGGACGUUGCGCUUUCCUACAAUCGUUUGACAUUUAAGUCUGUAUUGGUUGAGUUGCUCAAUUCAAAUAGUGGCGAGGUUUAGAGAACAUUUCGAUCAAAGCAUAGCGAUUUUCAGGCUUUUUGUCUGUAUAUAGAUUCUGUAAUGCGUAAGCACAAAUAUCUAUAGAAAUAAUUUUUUAACUUGUAUAAGUACAUUUUCUACAAAGGUCGCCCCUAAAUGUUAAGAGAAUAUUUUGACAAAGGAAUCUCCGAACGAACACUGCAAUAAAUUUAAAUGAAGCAUUAUGUUGGGUUUUAUU